AUGAAUAGAGCAGUUGAGGCAGCAAAUAAGAACAUCAAGAAGAUCUUAAGGAAGAUAACAGAUAGUCACAGGCAGUGGCAUGAAAAGUUACCAUAUGCUUUGAUUGGUUACCGUACCACUGCUAGAACAUCCACAGGAGCAACUCCCUACAUGUUGGUCUAUGGUUCAGAAGUUGUGAUACCCGCAGAAGUAGAGAUACUUUCUCUAAGGAUUAUCCAAGAUGUUGGUUUGGAUGAUGCAAAAUGGAUAUGUAGUAGACACGAACAGUUGAUGAUUAUUGAUGAGGAAAUGAUGGAUGUUGUCUGUCACGGUCAGCUUUAUCAGAACAGGAUGUCCAAGGCAUUUACCAAGAGAGUAAGGCCUAGGAAAUUCAAACUAGGGCAGUUGGUUUUAAAGCGAAUAUUUCCUCAUCAGGACGAAGCUAAAGGGAAAUUCGCACCAAAUUGGCAAGGUCCAUACGUGGUUCAUCGAGUGAUUUCAGGAGGAGCAUUGAUUUUGGCAGAAAUGGAUGGUAAAGUGAGCACAAAGCCCAUCAACUCAGACUCGAUCAAGAAAUACUACAUCUGA
This is a messenger RNA of Lycium barbarum (goji berry), 567 nucleotides long. RefSeq lists its product as uncharacterized. NCBI's taxonomy places the organism in Eukaryota, Viridiplantae, Streptophyta, Magnoliopsida, Solanales, Solanaceae. The record is from RefSeq and is a predicted model, not a curated record. Gene Ontology annotation, molecular function: nucleic acid binding. The transcript has a single exon. The coding region runs from base 1 to 567 and encodes 188 amino acids.